Paramecium tetraurelia is the source of this 1998-nucleotide messenger RNA. RefSeq lists its product as uncharacterized. Gene Ontology annotation, biological process: cilium assembly. The record is from RefSeq and is a predicted model, not a curated record. The transcript has 7 exons. Gene Ontology annotation, molecular function: protein binding. NCBI's taxonomy places the organism in Eukaryota, Ciliophora, Oligohymenophorea, Peniculida, Parameciidae.
AUGUUAUCAGAACUUGAAAUACAAGCAGUUAUUGGAUUUACAGGUAAAAUUACUUAGGGCUUGAUAUUGCAUCCAGAUAAUGAGCAUAUUAUCUAUCCAUUAGGUUCCACUAUUGUUGUUCGACAUAUAAUUAGUAGAGCUUAAACAUUUUUAAGAGGACAUGAUAAUUAGAUCUCUGUGAUAACAGUUUCUCGUUCAGGUGAUUAUGUUGCUUCUGGAUAAAGGACUUACAUGGGAUUCUAAGCUGAUAUAAUAAUUUGGGAUUUCAAGGAAAGAAGCAUGAUUCACAGAUUGAAAUUACAUAAAGUAUUGAUUCAAUCGCUCAGUUUUUCUUACAAUGAAUUAUACUUAGCCUCAUUAGGAGGAAUUGAUGAUAAAAAUAUGUUGAUUGUUUGGGAUAUCAAAGCAGGAAAAGCCUUGUACGGUACUCCUAAUAGAGAUCCAGUCAAUCAAGUUUAGUUCUACAACUAAUCAGAUGAAAAAAUGAUAGCAGUUUUAAAUACUGGAGUUUAAAUUUUAACAAUUGAUAAAUAAAAUAAAAAGAUUUAAUCUGUUGACGUGAGCUUUGGUAACGUAAAACGUACAUUCACAUGUGUUGCUAUAGAUAAAAAUGACAAAUAUUGCUAUUGUGGUACUAAAACAGGAGAUGUGUUUGAAAUUCAAAUGGAUAUGGCCAUAUAUAAAAGACUAGCUCCAGUAAAGAAGUUAUUCAGUCAAGGAGUUAAUUGUUUGGGUUUAUUACCUAAUGGUGAUAUUAUUGUUGGUGCUGGUGAUGGUAUGAUAGCUAAAGUGUCAUUCUAAACAAUGCAAAUAGUAGCAAGCAGCGAACUUUUAGGAGGAGUAACUUCAAUUACAUUCACAAAUGAUUAUACUCAUUUUUUUACUGGAACAGUAUAGAGCAAUAUUUAUUGGUUGGACACAGAGCGAUUAAUUCCUGAGUUAAGAAACACUUGUCAUUAUGAAAGAAUUAAUGAUGUUGCUUUUCCUCAUAACUAUUCAGAUGUCUUCGCCACUAGUUCUUUGAAUGACAUCAGAGUUUGGAAUGCUAAAAAUAGAUAAGAAUUAUUAAGAAUCUAAGUCCCUAAUUUAGAAUGCUGGGCAGUUGCAUUUAUGAAUGACGGCAAAAGUAUAGUGAGUGGAUGGAGUGAUGGUAAAAUCAGAGCAUUCUUGCCUCAAUCAGGUAGAUUGAUGUAUGUCAUAAAUGAUGCACAUAUUCAUGGAUGCACAUCUUUGACCUGCACUUCAGAUUGCCAAAGAAUCAUCUCUGGAGGAUCUGAAGGAGAAGUUAGAGUUUGGGAAAUAGGCAAACAAACUUAAGUUAUGAAGUCAUCCAUGAAAGAACACAGAGGAAGAGUAUGGUCAAUUCAAGUUAGAAGAAAUAAUGAAUAAGCUGUCAGUGCCAGUGCAGAUGGUUCUUGCAUUAUUUGGGAUCUCAAAUCAUUUACCAGAGUUAUGUGUCUUUUCGAAAGCACUUUAUUUAAAAUGGUACUUUAUCAUCCAGAAGAAAGUCAAUUACUCACAACCGGAAGUGAUAGAAAAAUUACUUAUUGGGAAACCUUCGAUGGUUAGGCAAUCAGAAUGUUGGAUGGAUCAGAAGAAGGAGAAGUCAAUGCACUUGCUAUAACUAAAGAAGGAGAGCAUUUUGUUUCUGGAGGAGAAGAUAAAGAAGUUAAGCUGUGGGGUUAUGAUGAAGGAAUCUGCUAUUUUAAAGGAUAAGGUCAUUCUGGUUCAAUCACUAGAAUUACAAUCAGUCCAGAUCAAAAAUCCAUUAUUUCUGUAGGUGCAGAAGGAGCCAUAUUCAUUUGGAAAAUGCCCGAAUCUGUAAUAAACUCCAAAGCACAAUAAGAACUCCCCACUGUUUAAAGCGUCAAAAAAUCGAACGAAAUUCAACAGCAGUCCUAACAAUAGUCACAAUAAGCUCCUAAAGAUUCAUAGUCAUAAAAGUCUAAUCCAGUUGCUAAAUCAGUUAAAUCAGGAACAAAAUCAUCGAAGAAAUGA